Messenger RNA from Hypanus sabinus (Atlantic stingray), 778 nucleotides. RefSeq names its product guanine nucleotide binding protein (G protein), gamma 3 (gene gng3). Gene Ontology annotation, biological process: G protein-coupled receptor signaling pathway. NCBI's taxonomy places the organism in Eukaryota, Metazoa, Chordata, Chondrichthyes, Myliobatiformes, Dasyatidae. The transcript has 3 exons. Gene Ontology annotation, cellular component: heterotrimeric G-protein complex. The record is from RefSeq and is a predicted model, not a curated record. Bases 438 to 668 code for a protein of 76 amino acids. Gene Ontology annotation, molecular function: G-protein beta-subunit binding.
CCGCCCGCCCGCAGUGUCGGGGAAGGAGGCGGCUUUCCCCCUCGGGCGAGGAAAGGACGAGCGGCGUGGCGGAUAAACCUGAUUCCUCUGCUCUCCUCCCACUGACCCUGACUCGGACAGCCGAGGGCGAGAGACAGAACCAUUUACUUCUCUCUGUUCAGCAGGGCUGCCGCAGAGGAGAGGGGGGAGAGAGAGAGAGAGAGACGGGGAGGGAGAGGCAGACGGAGAUAGGGACGCAGGAAGAGAGAGGGAAGGAGACGGAGGAGAAAAAGACGGAUAGAACGAGAGAGAAAGCGUUCGAGAGACUGAGAGAGACGGAAAGAGACUGAGAGAAAAAGAGAGAGAACGUGAGAGGGAGAGAGAGAAAGAGAGAUAGAACGAGAGAGGGAGCAUCCUUUUUACCCUGACCCUCCCCAGUCUGCAUUGAUCGGCGGAGCAUGCCGAAAGGAGACACCCCGGUCAACAGCACCAUGAGCAUCGCCCAGGCGCGGAAACUGGUCGAACAGCUGAAAAUCGAGGCCAGCAUGUACCGGAUAAAGGUCUCGAAAGCUGCGGCGGACCUGAUGGCCUACUGCAACGCACACACCUGCGAGGACCCUCUUAUCACCCCUGUGCCCACCUCCGAGAACCCCUUCCGCGAGAAGAAGUUCUUCUGCACUCUCUUAUGAGACCGGCCGUCACUGCCUGAAGGAGCAGGUUCCUGUGUUCAUGUUACUCGCUGGUGUCGCUGGUAAACAGAUCAUCUUCACACCAAUAAAGUGGCCUCUCGCUUGUUCUA